Rhipicephalus microplus (southern cattle tick) is the source of this 2218-nucleotide messenger RNA. It is a transcript of the gene Arp8, whose product is annotated as Actin-related protein 8. The record is from RefSeq and is a predicted model, not a curated record. Lineage: Eukaryota; Metazoa; Arthropoda; Arachnida; Ixodida; Ixodidae.
AUGGCGCCGACGCCGCCAAAAAAGCAACCGGCGUCAAUAUUUCCGGAGCCUUCUGUCGAGCCCAUUCAAGCCACAGCCAUCGUAAUUAUUCACCCGGGGUCUAUGUUCUUGAGGAUAGGACGAGCCUCUGACUCCUACCCUCAUACAAUACCACAUGUCAUUGCCAGGCCGUGCCUAUUAGAAACAUCAGCACCUCAUGUUGACCCCAUUCUCAUUCCCGAGGUUGACAUGGAGCCAGAGGUCAUGGCCACUAUUGAAGAAGGUUGCGAAGUUGUCGGAAACCUCUUGGCAUCUUGCUUGACCUCAGAAGGGAGGAUACGAUAUACUUUCCCUACUGACAAGAUUCAUCACUUCAAUCAGCAUGUCAAGCCAACAGUCGUCGAAGAAAAGUGUGACCUCAGUUGGACCAACACCGAUCGGGCUCAGGAGUUUUUCAUUGGAGAAGAGGUGCUGUACUUAAAUCCUGAGCAGAGGUUUCACGUACACUGGCCCAUCAGGAGAGGCCGAUUAAAUGUGCACUCGGGCGUUGGAGGUUCCUUGGUGUCUGUGCUGCAUCACCUCGAGGCCAUCUGGGGCAUGGCCAUCCAACAGUACCUAGAGAUUCCACUGAAAGACCUGAAGCACUACAGAGCUGUACUGGUCAUACCAGAUGUGCACGCCAGAGAUCACGUUCGAGAGCUGGUGCAACUCCUGCUCUGCAAGCUGGGCUUUGGUGGCUGCUUUGUUGCUUUGGAGUCUGUCUGUGCAACAUUUGGUGCUGGGCUGUGCUAUGCUUGUGUCGUGGAUGUAGGGGACCAAAAGACCAGUGUUUCCUGCGUUGAAGAUGGCAUAUCUUCACGAACUAGCAGGCUGAUAAUGGAGUAUGGCGGAGCUGACAUAACGCACCUGUUCCACUACUUGCUGCGAAAGUCGGGCUUUCCUUACAAGGAGUGCGACCCUUCGAAAGUCACUGAUGCCUUGCUCCUGCAGGAGCUGAAGGAAAACAUGUGCCAUGUUAAUCUGGACAUAUGUGGAGCGCAGGAGCGGUCUUUUCAGUUGAAGCAACCAGGCAAGCCUCUCUUUGAGUACAAAAUCAAGGUUGGUGACGAAUGUCUGGUGGCCCCACUAGCCCUGUUUCGGCCGGACAUGCUGGGUGUUACAGGUGCGAAACAGUCCAGAGGACAUCUAAGAAAUCCGGGCGAUCCCCAUGACCCUCUAGAUGAGCACUUCCUUCUACAGACGCAGAGGCGAGCCACCCGUGACGUUGCAGAGGGCUCCCAAGCCUUGGACACUGCAUCUCAGUUAGAUGACAGCCAGCUUGGUCAGGGAGCUCUGGACGAAGACGAAGUGGUGCCACCCGAAGCAGUCACCCUUGCAGCUGCACCCAGGGACAGCGAGCGAGAGCUGCCCUGUGACCAAUUACUGGGCAUAGACCAGGCCAUUGUGCAGUGCGUCGAUCGAUGUGACGGGGAGGAGCUCAAGCGCAAAAUGUUCAGCUGCGUGCUCGUAGUUGGAGGUGGCUGCAUGUUUCCCGGCAUCCACACGUGGCUGCAGAAUCGCCUCUCCGUCCAGAUACCCAUCAUGUACCGACCUGAGCAGAUGGAGAUCAUCACUAGGCCUAGAGACACAGACCCUCGGAUCACGACGUGGAAAGGUGCUUCCAUAAUGAGUUGUCUAGACUCGGCUCAGGAGCUUUGGAUUCGGCAGGCCGAGUGGCAGCGGUAUGGGGUUCGCCUGCUCCGAGAGAGGGCGCCUUUUAACUGGUAGAGCCAUCAUCCCUGUGGCCUGCACAUGUUACGAUGAGCGGGCCAUCCUCACAAGAAAAGUUGAGCCACUCUUGGAAUCAGUACAUGCCAGGGUGCAAAAGCAUUGCAGUACCAUCAGGACUGUUCAAUGCUGCUUGAUAUGACUCUUAUUCUUAAUUUGCCAGUCACCAUUGAACAGCACAAAGAAGUGUUCAUUCAGUCAUUAUGGUGUGCAGGAACUGGAAUCCUGGAAUGUGCAAGUGAACCUGGACACUUCAUUAUUAUUCAUGAGAACUGCAUUUAUGUCAUGCUUGUUUACGCAUACUUUUUACAUGAUUGGUGAUGAGUGUAAGUCUGCUGUAAUAUUUAUGAACUGCGUGUGUAAUUAUCAGUCUGCUCUCAUUGUGAUGGUUUGUUCUCAUUCUCAAUCAUUUCAGUCUUCAACAUUAUGACAAGGGAUCAUUAAUGUACAGAGAGAAUUAUUAAAAAAGUCU